Messenger RNA from Nymphaea colorata (pocket water lily), 949 nucleotides. RefSeq names its product lachrymatory-factor synthase-like. The transcript has a single exon. The record is from RefSeq and is a predicted model, not a curated record. The coding region runs from base 151 to 675 and encodes 174 amino acids. NCBI's taxonomy places the organism in Eukaryota, Viridiplantae, Streptophyta, Magnoliopsida, Nymphaeales, Nymphaeaceae.
GACAUGUCGUCACCAGCACCUGAUUCGACCUGACCUUCCAGGUCUUACUCCAUCUUCGCUCCCCUUUGUCCCCCUACCAUUUGUUUCUCAUCAUUCUCUUAGAAAUUGAAAGAGAAGACGGGAAAAGGAGAAGAGGAAGAGGAGGAAAUCAUGGGAGAGGAAGAGCAGCAGCAGUUGGUCAGGUGGGAGGGCAAAUUGAGCGCCACCAUUGGUGGGGCCACGGCGGACCAAGUAUGGCCCCUCGUCGCCGAUUUCUGCUCCCUCGACCGCUGGUUUCCCAGCGUUCACACCUGUCGGCUGGAAGGUGGAGUCGCCGGAGAGCCCGGCUGCGUUCGCUACACCGCCGGGAAGGGCAUCGAAUCUGCGGAGGGGGAGGGCGUCGCGUGGGCGAGGGAGAGGUUGGUGAGCAUCGACCGCGCGGGCCGGAAGCUGAGCUACGAGAUCACGGAGAACAACAUCGGGUGGGGUCAAUAUGAGGCGGAGAUGGAGGUCAUCGAGGGCGGCGGCAUGACGGAGGAUGGAGGAGGGUGCCGGAUCGAGUGGUUGUUCAGGAUGGAGCCGGUGGAAGGAGGGAGCGAGGAGGGAGUGGCGGCUUACCUGGGGCAUACUUUGGAAGAGAUGGCCAAGAGGAUGGAGAAGUUCCUUCUCCACACUCCAGGCGGUGCUCAGGAGUAGGGACCUGGUAAUGGUGGCCGGCUGCCGGCGGUCGCUCUCCUCCGCCUUGCUGUUCGUUGGUCAUCUCUCUCUCUCUCUCUCUCUGUAUUUUGGGAUAAUGUGCUUCUGUUCGAAGCGACUGCUUGCUGGGAAACAGAUAGACAAAUUAGGAUCUUUAAAGUUUUACAUAAGGAAAAAUCUUACAUUUUUCCGGUAGUUUAAGUUUCUUAUAUGAAUAGUUGUUUAUGUGCACACAUGAAAAAGGAUAUCCAAUAUGAUCAUUAUGCCCUCCUCA